This is a messenger RNA of Acanthaster planci (crown-of-thorns starfish), 3092 nucleotides long. Its product is annotated as C-type lectin domain family 4 member E-like. The record is from RefSeq and is a predicted model, not a curated record. NCBI's taxonomy places the organism in Eukaryota, Metazoa, Echinodermata, Asteroidea, Valvatida, Acanthasteridae.
AUAGAGGAUGGAAUGGAUCAGUGGACACUUUUUGCCUGUUGCCUUGACUAUCGCUGCUGAGCUUUAUUGUCAACAAACUGCUUUAGGCCCGGUCACAGGCUCAGUUUACUACCAGUAGUACAUGUAUUCUACUCAUUGCUAAAGGAAUAGCUGAACCUUGUAAUAAACAAUUACAGCUGACUAGUCUUUCCAACAGGGUUGAAACUGACAGGGCUUAACAACUAAAAACACAAUAACAAGGUUAUAGAUAGUGCAUUAACUAGGAUCAUGGGAAGGGGCUUUUCAUUUGGCAAUAUUCUCUUCUACAUGACAUUACACAUUUAAAAUAGCACGCAGGAGGAUCACUAGAAAUACAAGUAUGAUCGAUCUCAUACGCUCACUUUAUCCUACCAAAGGAUGGUCUAAACAAUAAGGCUAGGAACUGCAAGAAGGAGUUGGCAAGAAAAUGCCAAACUAACCUGUGGUAAGAUGUACCAAAGGAUUGCUUUACUUCUUGAAUGUAGUAUAACCUAGCCAUGUAUGUCCUGCCCCUUACCCCUCAAGGUACAAGAGGUAAAGCUGGGACACUGUACAUAUGGUGCACAGGUUGACUUUAAUUCCUACGCUAAAUAUGUGGAAAGGUAGAGACCAACAAUGAAUAUGGCAUUUCUUGAGGAUGACUUCACAAUAACAAACUCGUAAAACAGAAGCCCCGGGGCGGACUGAUACGUUCACACUGUAACACAAACUGUGAGGAACGCUGCAUUUUCCUGACAAAUGACAAUUGAUUAGUCUCCUGUUGAUUGCAAGCCACUUUGUAUUGACUGUGCUACCCACAAGUGUAUUUCAUGGCAACCUUGGCAAAUUGGCUUCAAAGAGUCUAUAGACAACUGAGAAAUUUUCUUUGAGUUCGCUGGAGCAGAAUUCAUGGCAAGGUCAUCCAAUGAAAAGGACUAUUUCCAAUGAUGACUUCAACACUGAGACAGGAGGAGGGAACAGUGUCUUCAUUUCAUCACUAGACACCAGUCUGCUGGCAUCUCAAAAUGAUGCUGCCUAAAGGUUUCAUCUUUGGCUUGAUGAACCUUUGUCUUAUGAUCAGAUGCACUGGUGGUAAUGAGAGGUGUGUAGCCUCCAUUAGAGGGGCGUGUCCUCCUGAUUGGAGCCAGUGGGGUGACAAAUGCUACAGAAAACUCCCAGUGAAUCUACCCUGGGCUGAGGCCAAAGAGGAGUGCAUCAAGAUGGGAAGUGUCUUGGUUAUGCCACAGUCUCAGGAGGAAACUGAGUUCCUUCUGGAGAAUCUGCACCGCUACUUCUGGAUCAACUGUAAUGAUAUUCAAGCUGAAGAUUCGUGGGAGUGUCAGGAUGGCACUUUUGAUGUGACGUUUAGAAGCUGGAGGGCUGGUGAACCCAGUAAUGAUGGAAAGGGUGAAGACUGUGCAGUGGUAAUAGACAAAGGUGGAUGGAAUGAUGUUUCAUGUGGUAAUCUAGUUCCUGCUAUCUGCCAACGAUGUGUACCUCGGCUGCUGCUUCUGAUUUAAGGAAACAAGUUAAUCAUGCUUGUAAUACAUGUAAAACCAUGUUCAUAGAAUGCCAGUUAAAAGAUAGCACUUUGUGUAAUUCAUGUUUAGGGUAUGCUUAAAAAUCUCAAAACUGAGUAUUUACAACUAGAAUGUAAACACUAACCUGCUUUGGCACUUUGUAUUUAUUUCACGUUUCACUCCAUCAUUUUCAAAGUAUACAGUAAGUUAUUGUGGAGUUUCACCAAGAUGAUAUGAACCAAACCUAUAUUAAUCAACCACAUAUCAAAUCCAAGUUUGGUAAAUUUAACUAUAUCCUGGCUUGGUUGUAUAGGAACCAGAUUUGGGGUUGCAUAUAAUGGCAUCAAGCCUUAAUCUGAAUAAUUUUACAUCCGAAUAAAAGAUGCUCAUUUGCAUCAUAAAGGUAAGCUCCUAUAUUUGGUCGAGGCUCUCAACCAACAGAAAUGGCUACACUGUCUUAGGUAUUUAAUGAAUAAUAAUUUAGGCUAGAUGUGUUCCCUUUGUAGAAAUCAACAAUUCUGUGUUCAUAUACGCCUAUAUGUAGAUUUUUGAGGUAUCAUAAUAGGCAGUCGCAAAGAUCUAAAUAAGCUGCAGACAUACCAUAAUGUGCUCUGACUGACCCUCUCAUUUUGCCUACAACUUGUAUAGGCGGCCAAAGUUUACAGAAAUACCACCUUUCGGUUGGCUUUUGAUUUUACCUCUUAUUUGUUUAAAAAGGGACAUUUGUCUCAUUGAUUUUACAAAGAGUUGUAUUUUCCCUUUUUUUUUUAGAAUUUAGCCACACAUGUAUUAUUACCUAGUGUUCUGAUAGCUAUGUGGAAAUUUCAGCAGUUAGUGAAUUAUUCUUUUACUUUUACCUAUGGGCAACCGUAAUUUUAGAAGCCACUCUGUGACAUCAACAGAGCAUCCCAGUUACCAAAGAACUAUUCCUGCUUGCUAUGCAUAUAAGUUGCAAACAUAUCCUAGUGACUGAAUGUGUACAUGUAUUGUACAUGUAUGUAUGGAAUACAUGUAGUCUCUCUUGGAAAGGAGGGGCGGUCAAACACAUGCAUGUGCUACCCAUUUCCGUGCAGUCUUGGCAUGUGUGGGAGUGUCAUUCCCUUCCAUCUAUCUUUUUUUCUGUUUGCUUUUUAUUUUGUCCCCAGAGGAGAUUUCCCCCUUGUAGAAAUCUGCUCCACCCCCUCCUGACUCCUGUGGGGGCAAUGCAACUAAUAGGAUAGCUGAUAUCAUGUGCCACAGGGCAGAUCCACUGUGGGAAUUAUUCUUGAGAGAUAGCAGAUGUCAUAUCAGCAAUAAAAUAAAACAAACAAGCUUGUGCAAUGUGUCCCCCUCCAAAAAAAUUACAACCCCCAAAUAACAUUUAUUUUCUUCCAAAAUAAUUUCAUAAAUUGCUGUUUUGGGUAUCAAACUGAAGCUUAGAAUGUUACAUUUUCAAACCUGAAGACUUCAUUUCAGUUUGAUGAUGCGCUGUGGAGAGAUAAUCUCCAUAAUGUUAGAUAACUGCUUUUUGGUUCUGCUCAAUGGGAUUUACCACGGCAAUCAGAAUGCUGUUUGGCCAUAGAGGAUGGAAUGGAU